Messenger RNA from Eublepharis macularius, 1430 nucleotides. RefSeq names its product neudesin neurotrophic factor (gene NENF). Lineage: Eukaryota; Metazoa; Chordata; Lepidosauria; Squamata; Eublepharidae. The record is from RefSeq and is a predicted model, not a curated record. Gene Ontology annotation, cellular component: membrane; endomembrane system. Bases 65 to 568 code for a protein of 167 amino acids. The transcript has 4 exons.
UCCUGCUCCCAACCGGCCCCGCUCCAGCGCCGCAGGAGCUUGUAGCUCCCCGCCUUCUGGUGCCAUGGCCGACGGCUUCAGGCUGGCUCUUGCCGUCCUAGGGUUGGCCCUGCUGGGCUCCCAAGAGGCGCGUACUGAGCGGGAGUUGCGCUUCAAGCCCGCGCCGCAGGAGAGACCCGUCAGGCUCUUCACAGAGUCCGAGCUAGCCAGAUACAACGGGCAGGAGGAGGAUCAGCCUAUCUACCUAGCUGUUAAAGGUGUGGUGUUUGAUGUCAGUUCUGGAAAAGAAUUUUAUGGAAAAGGAGCCCCAUACAAUGCACUAGUUGGGAAAGAUUCCACCCGAGGAAUUGCAAAGAUGUCCCUUGAUCCUGCGGAUCUUUCUCAUGAUACAACGGGACUCACAACAGAAGAGCUGCAAUCUCUGGAUGAAACCUUCAAUAAUGUCUACAAAGCCAAGUAUCCCAUUGUUGGCUACACUGCCCAAAGAAUUCUCAACGAGGAUGGCAGCCCCAAUCCAGACUUCAAACCUGAAGACCAGCCGCAUUUCAGCAUUAAGGAUGAAUUUUGACCACUGAUUAAAUCCUGAUAUUCCACAGAUACUCAUCCUGCCUUACACUGGAAUAAGAACAAAAAGCUGACAUUGUUAUCAAAAACAGGACAAUCGUUUCAAGAAUGAAUAGCACGGCACAUCUGCAUUUCUGAAUUCUUUGGGGGCAAAGCCCCAUUUUACAAUGUUCCUAUAAUUGGUGCAUUAGUAACAUUACUAGGUGGGGGACCCACAAGGACUCUUAGAAGAGGGACAAACAGUGAUGUAGUCAGGAGGAGUGUUAUUUCUAAAACUUCAUGGCAAGAAGCCUCUGGUAAUCCAUAACUGCCAGACGCUGUGCGUAAAAUAACAGAAGUGAACUUUUUAGGCACAUCUGGCUAGCUACUGUUAAGGGUUCUCAAUUAGCUGGACAGUUGGUCUGAGCGAGCAAGGUAUUCCUAAUGUUUCUAGAGGUAUGAUGUCUUCUACUCUUCCACUGAUAUCAUAGAUGGGUCAAGCCUCUCCUAAACAUAUGCAUUGGACACGUCCAGUCAUUUGGCCCUUUUGGGAGGAAGUCGUUACCCAUAUGAAUUUUGUAUUAGAAUACUCAUUUAUUUUUGAAGAUGUUAAUGUACUUUUAAACUAUUUGCCUCUCUUUGAACCUAACUGAUGGUCAACGGAAAUGGACCUCCUUGCACUUACAGUUGCUAAAAGAUUUAUACUAGAACACUGGAAAGACAAAGGCCCACUUCCUGUAACUCAUUGGAUUGAGGACCUUAUAAACUUACCAACAUUUGAAUGUAUCACAUAUAGACAGGAAUUGCAUAUGUACUUAUUUUUAGAUAUUUGGAAUCCUUUUAUAGAAGCAGAUGUAUAGAUUUGCCAACAGUGUUUCAGUUUUUGU